AGCAAUUACCUCUAGAACUUAUUCUUGCAGUGUUUACCUUUAUUCCCGCUCGAGAUCUUUGUAGAUAUUUAAGUCUAUCCAAAGCACUUCGAUAUGAAAUUCGAAAAAUAAUAGUUGAACGAAUUCAACGUGAAUUCAGAAGUGGGAGUAAUUAUUUACUGGCUACAAUUGAACCUAUAGAUACUCAUAGUUCUGGACCCACUCAUAUUUUUGAUUUAAUGCUUUGGGAUGUUGAUCUUUUAUCACUUGAUACUAGAUUCAAGACUAAUGAAAAUAGUUCUUCAUCGAUUAAACAUGCAAAGAUUAUAGGCAGAAAAUUACAAGGCACGGAUAGAUGGGAAACAAUUCUUCAUAACUCUCAUAUAAGUAUUGGUUCUACUUGGUUAUCCAUUUUUGACUCUGAUUCUUCUCAAACAAUCAAAAAUGUUUCGUUACAUGUUUUCUCUCCUUUUGACUUAAAGCAUGAAACUACUUACGUUUCUAAAGGUCGUUUAACAUUUGAAAUCAACUUAGAGCCAAAAGCAAAUAUGUGUUGGAACAGUAACAUCGACGACCAUUCAAAAAUUGUUGUUAGUAACAUGAUUAGAGAAUUUGAUGAUUUUCAGAGUUUAAUUGUAAUGUCCCUUGUUGAAGAGGUUAUUGUAAAUGCUGGGGUAUUAUUAACAGCUAUUGAAGAAAAGUGGCAGGAUGAUGUUGAAAGUGUGGUAAUUGAAGAUUCAGAAGAUUAA
Molecule: messenger RNA, 728 nt
Organism: Dentiscutata erythropus
Lineage: Eukaryota; Fungi; Glomeromycota; Glomeromycetes; Diversisporales; Gigasporaceae
Source: the annotation of a GenBank genome assembly